Diorhabda carinulata is the source of this 1245-nucleotide messenger RNA. Its product is annotated as JNK1/MAPK8-associated membrane protein. NCBI's taxonomy places the organism in Eukaryota, Metazoa, Arthropoda, Insecta, Coleoptera, Chrysomelidae. The record is from RefSeq and is a predicted model, not a curated record. The coding region runs from base 157 to 1053 and encodes 298 amino acids. Gene Ontology annotation, molecular function: ubiquitin protein ligase binding. Gene Ontology annotation, biological process: response to unfolded protein. Gene Ontology annotation, cellular component: membrane. The transcript has 4 exons.
AUUUAUUUAAGGUUAGGUGUUCCAAAACGUAAAUAAAUCCGAUAUAUGGGUUAACUUUAUUUCUAAAUAUUUCACUGGUUAUGCUAUACUAAAUCCAAUAGUACAUUAUUAUGAUUUUCACACUUCAGUUUUUUAUCUAACAAACAAGUUUGAAAAAUGUCUUGUCCAGGCUUAUAUUGUGGUAGAACAAUAUUAUCAGAUUCACAGUUAAGUGAAUGUGGCCCUUGUCCUAGAGGAUUCCGAAGAAAUGAAACUUCACACAUAUGCGAAUUAUGUACUGAUGAUCCUCUACUUUAUGAUUGGUUAUACCUAGGAUUCGUUGUUCUAGUGAUGUUAGUUUUACAUUGCUUCUUUAUAGAUAUGUUAUCCAUGAGAAGAAGUUUUACUAAGGAUAUACUUAUUUUGCAUUCAGCAGCUUUUAUUGAAGUCAUUGUAGCAGCCUUUCUGUCCUUACUUUUAUCACAUCCAAUAGGUAGUUUCACAGUAUACAGUUGUAGGGUAAGAAGUAUCUCUGAUUGGUAUACACUUCUUCAUAAUCCUUCACCAAAUUAUGAUAAGAAAAUAUAUUGUUCUCAAGAAGCCGUGUAUCCUCUGUACACAACCAUUUUUCUAUUUUAUGGUUUAAGCAUGGUAUUAAUGUUGAUAUAUAGGCCAUGGUUAUGUAAAAAGUAUUUACCGAGACAAAGUAAAAUGUCUAUAUAUGCUGCUCUAUAUUUUAUUCCUAUUCUCAUAGUCAUACAUGCCUUAAUUGGUGGACUCUUAUAUUAUUGUUUCCCUCAUCUAACACUUAUACUAUCUGUGAUUUCUUGUGCGGCACAUUUUGCUAUUAAAUUGGAUCAAAGUAUUGAAUCCUUGAUACUUUCAACACUUGUGGAACCACGUAAUCUUGUGAUUUUAAUAGGACAUUGGUGUUUACACGCUUAUGGAAUAAUAUCGAUUACUCAACUUAUAAAUCCACCUCUGCAUGCAUCGUUCAUUCUUUUGGUUCCACUGCCAGCUGUUAUUUAUAUAUUAACAGCAAGAUUCACAGAUCCAAACAGAUUUCAAUUCUAGUCUACGAUAUAAUACCAAAAUGGAAGUCUGACUGAAGUCUUCUUCCUUUUGAAUCUCCAAAAAUAGAUCAAGUUAUUUUAGAAUGGAGAUAAUAUCAUUUCGAGUCCUUCUCCCUGGACAAUUGAGAUAUUAAGGGAAAUUGUUGCUCUCAAAUUGAUAAAUAAAAGAAGACUGACAUUUGAUGGUUGUUCA